Nycticebus coucang (slow loris) is the source of this 960-nucleotide messenger RNA. It is a transcript of the gene OR56B2, whose product is annotated as putative olfactory receptor 56B2. Gene Ontology annotation, molecular function: olfactory receptor activity; G protein-coupled receptor activity. The coding region runs from base 1 to 960 and encodes 319 amino acids. Gene Ontology annotation, cellular component: membrane. Gene Ontology annotation, biological process: G protein-coupled receptor signaling pathway. Lineage: Eukaryota; Metazoa; Chordata; Mammalia; Primates; Lorisidae. The transcript has a single exon. The record is from RefSeq and is a predicted model, not a curated record.
AUGCUCCAAGAUCUCAGAGAUCCCAACAGCUCUAAUUUCCAGGUCUCUGAGUUCAUCCUGAUGGGAUUCCCUGGCAUUCACAUCUGGCAGCACUGGCUCUCCCUGCCCCUGGCUCUGCUCUACCUCUUAGCUCUCAGUGCUAACAUCUUUAUCUUGAUCAUCGUCACUCAAGAGGCAGCACUACACCAGCCUAUGUACUAUUUCCUGGGCAUCCUGGCUGUGGUGGACAUGGGCCUGGCUACCACCAUCGUGCCUAAGAUUUUGGCCAUUUUAUGGUUUGAUGCUAAGGCCAUCAGUCUCCCUGAGUGCUUUGCUCAGAUGUAUGCCAUACAUUGUUUUGUGGCCAUGGAGUCAGGUAUCUUUGUCUGCAUGGCUAUAGACAGAUACAUAGCCAUUUGCCAACCACUACGGUAUGCAUCAAUAAUUACUGAAUCUUCUGUGAUCAAAGCAACUGUGUUCAUGACAAUCAGAAACAGUCUGUGUCCUAUCUCAGUGCCUGUGUUGGCUGCUCAGAGACACUACUGUUUCCAGAAUCACAUUGAACACUGUCUAUGCUCUAAUCUUGGAGUCACUGGUCUAUCUUGUGAUGACAGGAAAAUCAACAGUAUUAACCAGCUAAUUCUGGCUUGGACCCUCAUGGGAGGUGACUUGGGUUUGAUAAUUUUAUCAUAUACCUUGAUACUUCACUCUGUGCUGAAACUGAAUUCAGUAGAAGCAGCAUCCAAGGCCUUAAGUACCUGCACUUCUCACCUCAUCCUUAUCCUUUUCUUCUACACAGUUAUCAUUGUUAUUUCCAUCACUCAUAGUGCAGGAAUGACAGUUCCCCUCAUCCCAGUUCUACUCAAUGUGUUACACAAUGUCAUUCCCCCUGCCCUCAACCCCAUGGUGUAUGCACUCAAGAAUAAGGAGCUCAGGCAGGGUUUGUAUAAGGUGCUUAGGAUGAGUGUCAAGGGCAACUGA